AUGUUGGUCAUUACGCUGUUUGCAUUCAAUGCUUCCCUCAUUCUGGCUAGUUUGGAAGGGCUCAACGUGCUCCCGAAAUUUCUACCUACCGUGAUGACUUUCGCCUUGCUGGGGAUUCUCACCUGGCUACCAUUCGCAUUGUUCCUUGUUUCUGAUUUAUUCGCUAGAAGACUUCGACUGAGCCAUCUGAAGACUGGAUGGUUUUCUAAUCCAUGUCUAAUUUUGAAACUAAUCGUAUAUCAUUUGCUGAUCGAAGUUGGAUGCAUCAGAUUUUUCUUAAUUGACGCUCAAGAUUUUGGAAAAGAGGCGUUGAUUUCCAAUUUCCAUUUUGUUCGAUACGCUUGUACUACUAUCAAUGUACUCUCAAUCCCCGCAACUUAUCUUGCUCUUCGUGCUUCGAAUUCUGAAAAACUAGAGUUUGAAGGAUAUCACCCAGAAACUGGAAAGGAGUGGAAAGGAGUCAUGAAAAUGGACCAAAGUGAAGUAGAUCAGACUUCAGAAGAUCAUAAGACACCAGUUGUAUGA
Molecule: messenger RNA, 525 nt
Organism: Caenorhabditis remanei
Lineage: Eukaryota; Metazoa; Nematoda; Chromadorea; Rhabditida; Rhabditidae
Exons: 2
Coding region: 1-525 (174 amino acids)
Source: RefSeq, a predicted model, not a curated record